Messenger RNA from Durio zibethinus, 1830 nucleotides. Lineage: Eukaryota; Viridiplantae; Streptophyta; Magnoliopsida; Malvales; Malvaceae. The record is from RefSeq and is a predicted model, not a curated record.
AAAUGUUUAAAGUCUCCUUGCGAGUUUCAAAAAACUCAAGCAACCCAUUUUAGGGAAUUUUUUCUUCAUAUAAAAUUUUAGAAGAUUCAUCAUUGUUCGAGGAAUCUCAUCAGUCAAUUUUUCCUGGUGUUUCAGUUGAUGGAAUAUAGAUGACCAACCUGAGUUGACCAUCUCCAUUGUUGAUUUUUAGUGAGCUAUGGUGGAAGAAGAGAGCAUAGAAGCCAGUAGGGAAGCUGUGGAGGAAGAUGAUGAAGGUCCCAAAGGACUAUGUUACUGUUUUUCGGGUCCGAUAUAUUGGCUUAAGAUGCUUGCAGUGGAAAUGCAUUGGAGUUUCGUAUUUGGAGUUGUUGCCAUUUAUGGGAUAAAUCAGGGAUUUGGUGGGGCUCUUGCUCGCAUCGUCACAGAGUAUUACAUGAAGGAUGUGCAGGAGGUGCAGCCUUCCGAGGCUCAGGUUUACUCGGGGAUUACUUCCAUCCCUUGGAUCAUCAAGCCUAUUUGGGGGCUUCUCACAGAUGUUCUUCCAAUAAUGGGUUAUCGAAGACGGCCUUAUUUUAUUUUAUCAGGUUUGCUUGGUAUAGUGUCAAUGCUAUUAAUAUCAUUGAACAGCAAGCUGCAUCUGGUUUUUGCCCUCUUUGCAUUAACAGCCGGAAAUACGGCAGUAGCUGUAGCAGAUGUUACUGUUGAUGCUUGUGUCGCACAGAACAGCAUCAGUCAUCCUUCUCGUGCAGCUGACAUGCAAAGCUUGUGUGUUUUGAGCUACUCUAUUGGAGGAUUACUGGGAUUCCCUAUUAGUGGUGUUUUUAUACACCUAAUUGGCCCAAAUGGGGUGUUUGGAUUGCUGACUUUCCCCGCUGCACUUCUAUCUUUAGUUGGGAUUCUGCUUUCUGAGCCCCGAGUGCCCAACUUUGCCUACACUGAGGUAAACCAGAAACUCCUUGAUGCUGUAAAGGCUAUGUGGACAACAUCGAAAUGCCCUGAUGUUUGGAGGCCAUGUUUAUAUAUGUAUUUAUCCUUAGCAAUUAGCUUGAAUAUAAAUGAAGGAUUGUUUUACUGGUACACAGACUCGAAGGAGGGCCCCUCUUUCUCUCAGGAAACUGUUGGUUACAUUUUCUCAAUGGGUGCAAUCGGUGCCCUCUUGGGGGCAAUACUCUACCAAAAUGUGCUGAAGCAUCAGCAUUUGCGAGACAUGCUCUUCUGGACUCAGUUGCUAUUUGGUUUAGCAGGAAUGCUGGAUUUGAUGUUGGUGCAGCGAAUGAACUUGAAAUUUGGCAUACCGGAUUAUUUAUUUGUUGUGAUUGGUGAAGCUGUUUCUCAAAUGAUUUCACGGCUCAAAUGGAUGCCCCUUCUUGUACUAAGUUCCAAGCUUUGCCCUUCAGGUAUUGAGGGCACUUUCUUUGCUUUGCUCAUGUCAAUUGAUAACAUCGGAGGUCUUUCUUCUUCCUGGGGAGGAGGCUUGCUGCUUCACGUGUUGAAUGUUACGCGGACCAAAUUUGAUAAUCUCUGGCUGGCCAUAUUGAUCCGAAACAUAUUGAGAUUUUCGCCAAUUUGUCUGCUAUUUUUGGUACCCAGAGGUGAUCCAAACUCUUUCGUACUUCCAGUCAAACUGCCGAGCAGCAAUGAUGAAACUGAAACUCAAGAACCCGACGACAUCGAAUUGGCAUCUCCGAUUAACAGUUUUGAUGGAAAAUAGCCUAUUUAUUACAAGAAUCAUUCACAUCAACUUGGAUUGACAUGUAUAGUUGAGCUUAACGCACAAAAGAUAGCCUCUCAGUCCCAUGCAUAGGAGGUUAAGAUGGGGCUGCUUAGGAGAUUUUCUUAUUGUGGUGCCAU